This is a messenger RNA of Notolabrus celidotus (New Zealand spotty), 5630 nucleotides long. It is a transcript of the gene a2m1, whose product is annotated as alpha-2-macroglobulin-like protein 1. Gene Ontology annotation, molecular function: endopeptidase inhibitor activity. The record is from RefSeq and is a predicted model, not a curated record. The transcript is spliced from 39 exons. Gene Ontology annotation, cellular component: extracellular region. The coding region runs from base 791 to 5347 and encodes 1518 amino acids. NCBI's taxonomy places the organism in Eukaryota, Metazoa, Chordata, Actinopteri, Labriformes, Labridae.
GUCACAGGGGCAGCAGUCUCAGCAGGGAAGCCCAGACACUCCUCUCCCUGGCCACUUCCACCAGCUCCUCUGGGAGGAUACCGAGGCGUUCCCAGGCCAGCUGAGAGAUAUAAUCUCGCCAGCAUGUCCUGGGUCUUCCCCAUGGCCUCCUCCCAGACAGACAUGCCUUGAAACACCUCCCCAGGGAGACGUCCGGGAGGCAUCCUGACCAGAUGCCCGGACCACCUCAUCUGGCUCCUCUGGAUGUGGAGGAGCAGCGGCUCUACUUUGAGUCUGAGCUCCUGACCCUCUCUCUAAGGCUGAGCCCAGACCCGGAUGCGGAGAAAGCUCAUUUCGGCCGCUUGUAUUCGUGAUCUUGUUCUUUCGGUCACUACCCACAGCUCAUGACAACAGGGGUACAAUGGAGGAAGAGGAAAUAAAUGUACCGGCCUGAGUGAGCCGGGUGUAUUCAAGUGGAGGGCUGAAAUCCGCCGUGUAAUAGCCAAACGUCUGCCUACAAACUCUCGCUGAAGGAAACACCCUGAGGUGGAGCAUGACGAUUUCUAGGAGCUGUGUGCAUCACCUUUUGGAACUCCUUUGGAAGAAGGGAGGAGGCUGCAAGGUCAAACAAACUUGUUGGUGGUGGAGCUGCAGAGGGCGGGAGUUGCGCAGGUGUGGGAUAUAAACAGCCAUCAAGCAGAUCCGCACCUGCCUUAAGAGCAAACUUCGUGCCCUGAGCAUCUGGCUGUCUCUCUCCCUGAGUCCGAGACAGAGCGUCCUCCUCUGGUGCAGUCGGCUCUACUCAACCUGAAUGGCAAUGGCACCUGUGCUCCACUUCGCGGUCAUCAUCGCAGCAGCGCUCCUGCCAACUCUCACGUCGGCUUACCUGGAAAGCGCCCUUUAUGCAGUGACGGUGAGCUCCCAGCUGACAGGAGGGAAUAAGGAGACCCUAUGUGCUCAGUUGCUCCUCCCCAUGGAGACCCCCCGUCCGAUCUGUCUGAGGGUCACCCUCGAAAUGCCAUCUGGAGAAAAGAAAAGUCUAAUCCUGGAGGAGGGGAUCCAAUGCAGGCUUCACCGCUGCUUUGACUUUCAGGUUCCUACAGUGAAAUCCCGAACUGUUGCAAACGUCAAUGUUGUCAUCGAGGGUCACGACAAGUCAAUCAGCAAGAAGACCAAAGUCUUCAUUCUUCCUCCUGCGUUCAUCCACAUCGUCCGGACCGAUAAACCCAUCUACAAACCGGGACAGAAAGUUAUGUUCCGGAUUGUCUCUUUGGACACCAAUUUCAUCCCCAUAAACCGAGUGUACAAACUGGUGGAGCUCCUGGAUCCUAAUUCAAACCGCAUUGCUCAGUGGCUGAAGAUGCAUAACGACGCUGGCAUCCUCGACUUCUCCCAUUCCACCAUUCCUGAGGCGGAGGAAGGAACCUACAUCAUCAACGUCGUCACGGAACAAGGAGAGAAAAUAUCCCACAACUUCAAGAUCGAGAAAUUCGUUUUGCCAAAGUAUGAGGUUACAGUCCACAUGCCCAACGUGGUCACCGCCUUGGAUAAAGAGAUAACAUUCAAGAUAUGUGGAAAAUACACCUAUGGGAAACCAGUUGAAGGUUCAGUCAAGGCAGUGUUCUGCAGAAAAGGCUAUAGCUAUUGGUGGAUUUCAGUCCCUGAUGGAGUGGAUGCUUGUGAGACUUAUGAACUCAAAACAGAUAAAAGCGGUUGUGCUACACAAGUCGUGAACAUGACGGCGUUCUUCAUCACCAAGUACAUGUCAAUACAGAACUUUGAAGUGAUGGCUGAGUUGUUGGAGUUUGGCACAGGAGUCUCUUUAACCGGAACCGGGCAGAUGGAUGUCAGGAGUGAUAUCAGGAGGGUCACCUUUGAGGAUCCAGCUCCUUCUUACAAGACCGGCCUCACGUUCGAUGGAAAGGUCAAAGUAACCGGUCCAGAUGACAAACCUGUCCCCAAUGAAGAUGUGUAUCUCUCUACCACCUACCCAGACAAGUUAACGAUCACCACAGACUCGAUGGGCAUGGCCAAGUUUUCUUUGGACACAUCCAAGUGGAAGGACACCGUGACCAUAACGGCUCGGCCUUCAGAGUCCAAGGAGACUUUCCCAUCACUGCAAUACAGCCUCAGACCGAGGUACAGUUCAGCCUCCCACAGGGCCUUGGAGUUCUAUUCUAAGAGCAACAGCUUCUUGAAGCUCCUGCAGGCGGACGGGGAGAUCAUCUGUGACAAAGAUUUGACCGUGCACGCGGAGUACAUCAUCCCGGAGGAGGAGCUGAUGCAGGGGCUGGACAGCCUCAAGUUCUUCUACCUGGUGACGUCCAAAGGAGAAUUUAGGCAGCAAGGACACAUCCAGGUGUCUGUUGAAAAGGGAGUCGGAAAGAUGUUUGUAGCAGUCGGCCGUGCCGUGGACCUGGCACCAGUCGCCCAGGUGGUGGUUUACACUGUGCUGCAGAGUGGAGAGGUUGUGGCGGACAGCAUGGACUUCCCCGUUCAGCUCUGCUUCAAAAACAAGGUCUCCUUGAAGUUCCCCUUCCCCCAGCAGCUCCCAGCAGAGAAGACCACGCUCCGCCUCCAGGCUGAGCCCGGCUCCCUGUGCUCCGUCAGAGCCAUCGACCUGAGUGUCCUCCUGCUGGAGGACGAGCAGGAUCUCACUGUGGACUAUGUGUACGGCCAGCUGCCUCUGCAAAAGCUAUCAGGAUUCAGCUAUGAGAUUGAGGACGAUGACCAAAGUCCCUGCCUGACUGCACCAUUUCCGUAUCCGAUCCCAAGGCCAUUGCCAUUUGUGCAGCCAGUUGAGCUUGUGCCUGAACCUGUGCUUGUGCCUGAGCCCUUUCCCUUGCCCGUUGAGCCUGUGCCUGAGCCUGUGCUUGUGCCUGAGCUUGUGCCUGAGCCUGUGCCUAUUCGACGAGUCCGACGAUCAUUCAUCAGAUUCCCUCCUUAUCAGUCCGACGAGAAGAACGAUGUUUACAGCGUCUUUAAGAAAAUUGGAGUCAAAAUUGUGACCAACAUGGACGUGAAUAAGCCCUGCCCAGAACUUUCUCCCACCUUUUUUCAUUUACCAGUGGCGUUGGAGGGAGCACCCGUGGCGAGAUUUCAAGAACCUGAAAUUUUGGCUCAAGCAUUCCGAGCAGCUCCGGCCCAGGUAAAGGCAAAAGCUGAAGUGGCGAAGGAGACCGCCAGGACUUUCUUCCCUGAGACCUGGAUCUGGGACCUAGUUACUGUCGGAGACGAUGGCUGGACGAACGUAAACAAGACAGUCCCUGACACCAUCACUAAGUGGGUAGCCGGAGCUUUCUGCGUCUCCCCUGUGGGCUUCGGCGUGUCGCCUAACACCGGACUGACCGCCUUCAAGCCUUUCUUUGUCAGCCUCACGCUGCCGUACUCCGUCAUCCGAGGGGAGUCGUUCACACUCAGAGCCACCGUCUUCAACUAUCUCUCCAAAUGCAUCGUGGUGAAAGUAACACUGGCUGACUCCAAACAGUUCACCGAAAAGAAGUGUAAAGGCUGUCAGUACAAAGUGUGUCUGUGUGGUGAGGAGAGCAGGACCUUCGAAUGGACAGUGACCCCAACUGCUUUAGGUCAGGUGAGUUUGGAGGUCAGCGCAAAGGCCCUGAAGAAUGUCUCCCCGUGUGGAAGAAAGCCAGCGACCAUCCCCGACAAGGGCCAACAAGACACUGUGAUUCGCAUGCUGCUGGUGGAGGCUGAAGGGACGCCACAGACGGUCAGUCACAACACUCUCCUCUGUCCUGCAGACGGACCUGUGGAUCAGAUCAUUCCUCUUGUGUUGCCUGAGCUCUUUGUGAAGGGGUCAGAGAAGGCUACUGUCUCUGUUCUGGGUGACCUGAUGGGCCGAGCUCUGAAGAACAUUGAUAAGCUUCUGCAGAUGCCGUAUGGCUGCGGGGAGCAGAACAUGUUGAAGUUUGCUCCCAACAUCUUCAUCCUCAAGUACCUGGAGAGCACCAAACAGCUGACCCAGGAGAUUCAGAACAUAGCGAUACCGUUCCUGCAGGCAGGAUAUCAGAAGGAGCUUCAGUACAAGCAUGGAGACGGUUCCUACAGCGCCUUUGGAGAGAGUGAUAAAUCUGGAAACACUUGGUUGACUGCUUUUGUCAUGAAGUCCUUCGCCCAGGCACGUCAGUUCAUAUAUGUGGAGAACAAACACAUCGACCAAGCCAGGGCAUGGCUUUCCAAACAGCAGGGUCCAGACGGCUGCAUCAAAUCUGUGGGGAAACUCUUCCACAACGCCAUGAAGGGAGGAGUGAAGGAUGACGUGACGCUGACAGCUUACGUCGCGGCUGCUAUGCUGGAGCUGAACAUCAAGGCCUCGGAUCCCGUGGUGGAGAAAUGUCUGGGCUGUUUGAAGACAGCACUGGAUGGUAAGGUGGACAACUUGUACACCACCGCCCUGCUGUCCUACACCUUCACUCUGGCUAAAGAUGAGAAGAUGAGGAGCAAACUCAUCCAAGAGCUGCACUUGAAGUCCAACACAGAGGGAGGCACUCGUCACUGGGUCCGAGCCGGGGCUUCAAAGUCUCGUCUGGACUCUUUGGAGGUGGAGAUGACCUCCUACGUGCUGCUGGCUCUGCUCUCCGGUCCCACCCUGCCAGGCUUCGAGCUCGGUUACUCUGCCAGCAUCAUCCGCUGGCUCGUUCAGCAGCAGAAUCAAUACGGCGGCUUCUCCUCCACGCAGGACACCGUGGUGGCCCUCCAGGCUCUGGCUAAGUACAGUGCUGCCACCUACAGCAAGGAGGGCAAAACUACAGUGACUGUGACAUCACCGGGAGUCAAGAGCAUGGAGUUCAUUGUGGACCAGAGUAACAGACUGCUGUACCAGGAGAAGAGUCUGAGUAAGGUUCCCGGAGAGUACACGGUGAAGGCCGAGGGGAAGAGCUGUGUGCUGGUGCAGAUCUCGAUGGAUUAUAACAUCCCCCCUCCUCCCGACUUCUCCAGCUUCACCAUCUCUGUAAAAUCCUUUGCUAAGUGUGACUCCAGCGCGCAGAAGCUCAUCCUCUUUGUGCAAGUCAGCUACCAGGGCCCGAGAGAAGAGACAAACAUGGUGAUCCUGGACAUCAAAAUGCUGUCCGGAUACGUUGCGGAUCCGAGCUCUCUGAAGCAGCUUCUGGAGGAGGACUCAGUGAAGCGUGUGGAUGUGGAGACCGGACACGCCAUCGCCUAUUUAGACGCGCUCCGUCCAGAAAGCCCAAUGAUGUACAGUUUAACACUGGAGGGAGAUGCAGAAAUGGAAGUCAGUAACAUGAAACCAGCUGUGGUCAAAGUCUACGAUUAUUACCAGCCAAGUGAUGAAGCCGUCACUGAAUACAACCAUUACUGCUUGGAGAGUGAAGUCCCCAAGAAGGGUUAAAACGGACACAUGACAAUCCUGCAGAAAAGCCAGAAUGGACUUCUCUCCUUCCUGCAAGAAUCACCAAAUAAAGAGAAAGAAACCUUUUUCUCUGACUUUUCCUUCUUCUCUUUGUUUUAUAUUAACAUCAUCCUUCUGUUUCUGAUCUGUCAGAGGGAGUUUCUGCUGUUCAUCAUCCUGUCAGUAAUGAUCUAAUAAUCAGUCACCUGCCUCUCCUUACUGCUGUCUCUCCUUUCAAACACUGGGACCUUCACAAUAAAACCUUCAAAGAUUAAGAAAAGCA